Choloepus didactylus (southern two-toed sloth) is the source of this 7132-nucleotide messenger RNA. RefSeq names its product glucoside xylosyltransferase 1 (gene GXYLT1). Gene Ontology annotation, biological process: protein O-linked glycosylation via N-acetylgalactosamine. The record is from RefSeq and is a predicted model, not a curated record. The transcript is spliced from 8 exons. Bases 34 to 1356 code for a protein of 440 amino acids. Gene Ontology annotation, molecular function: UDP-xylosyltransferase activity. NCBI's taxonomy places the organism in Eukaryota, Metazoa, Chordata, Mammalia, Pilosa, Megalonychidae.
CUGGAGCACGGCGGCGGCGGCAACGCCGGGGCGAUGCGGCGGUAUCUUCGCAUCGUGCUCCUGUGUCUGGGCUGCGGCUUCUGCUCGCUUCUCUACGCUUUCAGCCAGCUCGCCGUGUCCCUGGAGGAAGGAGCGGGCGGCCGUGGCGAGAAGCCGCAGGCCGCAGCGGCUUCCUGGCUCGGGGAAGGCGUACGCGGCGCCGGGCGAGGGGCGGGCAGCGCGGGCCCAGCGGCGCAUCCUGACGGGUCGGACAGGUGUAAAGAUUUCUCUCUGUGUUACUGGAAUCCCUAUUGGAUGCUGCCCUCUGAUGUUUGUGGAAUGAACUGCUUUUGGGAAGCGGCUUUUAGAUAUAGCCUGAAAAUACAGCCCAUUGAGAGAAUGCACUUAGCUGUAGUCGCCUGUGGUGAAAGACUGGAAGAAACUAUAACCAUGUUGAAAUCAGCUAUCAUUUUCAGCAUCAAACCUCUUCAGUUCCAUAUUUUUGCUGAAGAUCAGCUACAUGAUAGCUUUAAAAGCAUACUUGAUGGCUGGUCAUUUCUACAAACAUUUAAUUAUACAUUAUAUCCAAUAACCUUUCCAAGUGAAAAUGCAGUGGAAUGGAAAAAGCUCUUUAAACCAUGUGCUUCUCAGAGAUUAUUCUUGCCAUUAAUCCUGAAAGAAGUUGACUCAUUAUUGUAUGUCGACACUGAUAUCCUUUUUUUGCGACCUGUUGAUGAUAUUUGGUCUUUACUAAAGAAAUUUAAUUCCACACAAAUUGCUGCAAUGGCACCAGAACAUGAAGAGCCUCGGAUAGGAUGGUAUAAUCGCUUUGCCAGACAUCCAUACUAUGGAAAAACUGGAGUAAAUUCUGGAGUUAUGUUGAUGAACAUGACUCGAAUGAGAAGGAAGUAUUUCAAGAAUGAUAUGACAACUGUACGACUACGAUGGGGAGAUAUACUUAGGCCAUUGCUUAAAAAAUACAAACUAAACAUCACAUGGGGUGAUCAAGAUUUAUUGAAUAUCAUGUUUUUUCACAAUCCAGAAAGCCUUUUUGUUUUUCCCUGUCAUUGGAAUUAUCGCCCAGAUCAUUGUAUAUAUGGAAGCAAUUGCCAAGAAGCUGAAGAAGAAGGAAUCUUUAUUCUUCAUGGGAACAGAGGCGUUUAUCAUGAUGAUAAGCAGCCAGCAUUUAGAGCUAUUUAUGAAGCACUGAGAAAUUGUUCUUUUGAAGUUGACAGCAUCCGUUCCUUAUUAAAACCUUUAGAACUGGAACUACAAAAGACAGUGCAUACAUACUGUGGAAAAAUUUACAAAAUAUUUAUCAAACAACUAAUGAAAAGCAUAAGAGACCGUUAUGAUAAACCACCAGAUGAGAGGUGAUCCUUGGUGACUGCUAAACUAAUUGAAUUAAAAGAACAAAAUGUCAGAAGAUAAGUGCAAAGGGGUUGUCUUAGAUGAAGUUUUCAGGAAGGAAUUAUUUAUAUGUCUUCAGAAUAAUUUUUUUUCCUGACAUAAGUUAACUGAGCAGCAUGUUUAUGCAAUGAAGAAAAAGUUAAACCCUUGGGCCUCAAGAAGGUAUUUUUGAUAUCUGAUGUUUUGUAGCAUUAUUAGCUAUCAUUCCAGUAUUGAUGAAAAUAUUAUUGAAUGGUUAUAGCCUCCAGACUUCCAUUGACUCAUAUUCUCAAGUGAGAAUUAUAUGGGUGUAUGGAUGGAGAAAAGUUACCUCAUACACAAUGGAAACAUUCAAACUGUGAAUAUAGCAAUAAUUUAAUGUCAGCACUAACCUCACUUUAAAUGUGUGAGAUAAAGUUGUUUACAGGAGCAGAAAAGGUUCUGUUUCUAAAGAAAUGUGAUGUAACUGAUAUAACCAUUGACAAUCUGUGUGUGCCUUUAUACAUUUCAUCUCUGUUUUAAAAUAUUUUUUGUGACAAUCAUGUUUAAAAUUGUUUUUACAUUAUAAGUAAGAUACAUGCUUAAAAUUGAGGUGUAUAAGAAAGUGUGAAAACUUUGGAGUUUCAGUCAGUGGGAUUUUGUUUAUCUAUGUAUUUGUGAGAUACAAUAUUUUCAUUUGGUAUUUGCUAAAAUGUCUUGCCGAAACUCAGAUCUAAGAUUGUUAAACAGUAAUUUGGGAAAAUUUCUUAUUACUUUUAAUGAAAACUUUCAGCUUUACUGGACAUUCUGGAAGCAAAUAUUAUGCUGAUAAUAAAGUGAGAAAAUUAAUAGUAUACUAAUCUGAUGGUGGAAAAUGUGAUGGACCAAAAUGUAUAAGCUACACACUUCCUGUGAACAGUAAUUGUAGUUAUAAUGAAGUGGGAAAAAGUGGUCCAUUUAAACUUUUUUUUUCUACCUCAAAAUGGCUUCGCAAGAUAUUUUACAGGAAGCAAAUGUAUAGAGCCUUACUGUAAGUGGACAACUUUGGAGGAUGAUUUAGAUUAAGAAGAUGAUUGCUACAUCUGACUUCUAGAAAAAAUAAUUUUGAUUGGGUUAAUGUGCAUAUCGUUUUAAGACAGUUAAUUUUUUUUUUAAUCUUAAAGAUAAGAAAAAUAUUACUUCUCCUGGCAUUCUUACCUGCUAUGUAAUAUAACUAUAGGUUCUGAGUACUUGGCAUAUGAUGUGCUGGGCCACAUACCUCAUUUUACUAAGUGCUAUAUGGUUAUCUUCUUUUUUCUCUCUUUGGUAUUUUAAUACUUAAAUAGAGAAGGGAAAAUCAUGCAGGAAAAUUUUAUCACUCAUGUGAAAAUAGUAGCAGUUGGCUUUAUGAAGUAAUCAGUGCCCCCUGUAGAGACAAUGAAUAUGCAGAAAAAGAUGUUCAGGACUGUUUUCCUCUGUCUUCUGCAGUUCGAUCAGGAACAGAAAGAGAGAGAAAAGGAGUGAGAGGUAAAUUAGAAGUUGAUAAUCAGUCCAGCACUCUUAACAAUAAAUAAAUUUAGAUUGUACAAUCUCUACUUCCUUGGCAGAAUGCCACGAUGAAUCUAAGAACCUGUGAACUGUAAUGAAAUUGAGUCUUCUAAGUAAAAAAUGAGAAACAUUGAAUUUUGAAGUUUGAAGGAUGUAUAUAAGAUAAUUUCUAGUAGUUGGUAAAUGAGAUUGCUGCCUACCUAUAUAAGACUCUUGUGGGGAACUUGUUGAAAGAGCUUCCUGGGUUUCACCCUUUGGAGAGUCUUAUACUAUGUCUGGCACGGGGUCUACAACCCCCCCCCCCUUUUUUUAAAAUGAAAGAUGUAAACAAUACACAAAAAGAGAGUAGUAUGAUGAUGGUACUUGUCACCCAGAUCAGUUAUCAAUAUUUUACCAAUUUGUUUCAUCUAUCCCUUUUAUUCUUUGUUGAUGUGUCUUGAAGAUAAUCCCAUACAUGGUGUUAUUUCACCACUGCACACUUUAGUAGGUAUAUUGAAAACACAGGAACAAUUUGGUAACCACAAUGACAUAAUAGCUAACAAAUGUAACAACACCUCUUUAGUUUCAUCUAAUAUCUAGUCCUUCAGCCAAUUUUUCUGCCUAAUGCCAUUUUAUGGUUGCCUUGUUAGCACAUGUUAGUUUAUGAUUCUGUUUUUAGCAAACACCUCAGAUGAUUUUGAUGUCAGCUAAUUUGGGUACCACUGAAAAUUAUUUUGACAACUUAAAGUUGGAAGUUAGGAUACCACAAUUCUUGAUACAGUUGGUGUAUUGUAAAAUGUGAUUCUGAAAUACUGUAAUAGAAAAAUACCUGGAGUUUUUUACAGGAUACAAAUGUGUAUUAUUAGUAAGUUCCUUAAGAUUUAAUUUCUUCAAUUAAUAGAGAACCUAAGCCUCAUGGACUUUGACCAGGACAAUGUAGAGUAUGAGCAUAGUUUAAUCCAACUGGAUUGUAUACUGUGGUCCAGCACAUGUACUGUGGCUUAUUUACACUGUCAUACACUACAUUGUGGAUGAGUUGGAAGGUUCUUCAUCCAUUUUAUAGAGAACUGACCUAAUUGGUUAUUUUGCCAUAAACUGGGUUUUGAUGAAAACUCCACAUAAGAGCUAGUUUUACCUAAAAUUAAGGGUAUCACAGAAAUUCCAAACUAUAUAAAAAUGAAUUUUCUAAAUUUACCUUGAGACAAGGUAACUUUUUUCUUGAAGUUUUUAUUUCAAGAAAUACAAUUCUCAGAGUUAAUGCAGUUAAAUUAUAGAUGGACAACUUAUAGAACAUAUUACAUUGUUUUUCAGUAUAAACAUUCUUUUCAUAGAAUGUGGUAUAUCUAUGCAGUUUAUAUAGAUUACGUUACGUAUUCUUAGAAUCUAUGCGUUAGAACACUUCUGACCUCAGAAAUAUCUUUGGGCUACGGUAUUACCAAAGCUGAGUGAGUUUUAAAAGUAGUCAAACUUUGUAUCAAGUAGCCAUCUUAAAAGAACUUGGAAAACCUUUGGAAAAUAUAUAUUAUGAUUUGUAUUUUAAGAAAAUACAUACUUUUAUUUUCCCUAUGAAAAGCAGUUCAUCAUGUAUAAGCUGACUAACUUAUCUUUGGAAGCUUUAGAGCCUGUAACGAUAUUUCUGCUUGCUCAUAACCCUCUCGUCUUGCCUCUAGUCAGAUGUUAUUGGUGUAAUAUAAAGAAGACCAGGUUAUGAACAAAGAUCUUGUUCUAGGGACCUCAGGCAUAUUAUUUAACCUUCUCUGUGCCCUAGGUUUUUUUUGUACAAUCAGUAUGCCCUACAAACCUCAUAAGAUGAUGAGACUCAGAAGAGAUAAUGAAUUUGAAAGCAUGCCCCAUGGUUUAUGUUAGCACCACACCAGUGUUACUGUUGAAGUUUAUUUUCCCCUAUUCCUCUGUAGAUCAUUUUGUUUCUUUAGGCUGAACGUUUUCUGACAUAAAUCUCCAGUGUGAAUGCUUAUAUUAUGUAAGGAGGAAUUUUUAGGGAAAGAAGCUAGAGAAGAAAAGAAUGAUGUAAAAGAAUGACCCAAAAAAUGGAAAAGAGAGAAAGUGAGAAAAGGAGCGAGAGGAAAGAGAAGGGAAUAAGAGUGAGAGUGCCAAAGGCAGAGUAAGAGAAAAGGUGGAAUGAGAGCAGGAAAAUAGAGAAAUAGAGAUGGAGAGAAAUGUUCUAGAAACAUUCACUUUUUAAUUUUAGCCCCCCCAUCCUAUGCCCUGUCUGCUUGCCCUCUAGCUUAGUUCAUGAGCCCUCAGGCAUCAGGUAAGGGGUGAAGCUACCUUUGUUUGAUUUGUUGACAGUAGAAUUGUUUCCCAGUCACCUUACUUGACAUUUUUUCUUUUUACUGGAUCCCAGUUUGUGAGCUAGGACCUGUGGAAACAAGAUGACAAAUAUCUGUGUUCUUUUUAACAUUGUCCUUAAAUCAUCUCAAAAUUUAUGUAGUUAUGCAAGGCUAAUCACAUAAAUUCAUCAGGGGAGGUUGGGGGCAUUGGAUGAUGUGGGGCACUGCUUUGUUAGGUGUCAAGAGGCUCAGGAAUUUAUUUAAAUAAACAUUUUCCCCAGAUUAUCCUAAUAGGAAGCCAGGUUUGGGAAUCACUGCUCUGCCUUGAAUGGCACCUUGAACAGUAUGUCACAUCUAUUUAUUCCUUAAUAGGUAUACUUUCAGUUGAGCUGUUACGAAUGGAUUCUAGAGAGCAGGAGAUAGCAGAAACUCUUACAGGGAAAAAACUUAAAAGAUUUUAUUCAUUGUCUUCUUUUUCAGAAGUUUGUAUUGAAAGUAAUUAGUAUCUUAGUAAUCAGAACCUCUGAGGUAUGUUUUUUUUUUAAAGAGACUUCUGAUUGGUUUUUUUAAAUACCUUUUUUGAGUUCCUUAGAGUAAGUAGAGGAAGAAAGUAGGGGUGCAGUAUAAAAGGUGUGGGACUAGAUAUCCAUUUAUUAAAUGUAAUUUCAAGUGUCUUAAAACAGUAAUUGCUUUAUUGCAUUUUAAUGUUUAAUAAAAGUAGAUUAAAUAAUGAGUUGUAAUAUAGCAGUUACCUUUUAUACAUUGCCAAAGCAACCUUUUUUUGCCUAUUAAACUGUGGCUGAACUAUGUUCUGAUUCUUUCUUAACUUUUUGAAACUAGAUCUUUAAAACAAAGUUAUAUGAGCUUAAGACAGAAGCUAAAGGGUGGUGCAAGACUUUUCUAUUUUUAAAACUAAAAAUGAAUAUUGAUGUUAUUCACUAGGAAUUAUAGAAUCAAGAGAAUAUGGUCUUAAAAUAGCAUGUUGGGCUAGUCAAUUUAAACUUGUUUGAAACCAAUCUCAAACUUGCUUUUAAAUAGAAAGGUAUGCAUUAUCACCUAAUUUCUACCAAUAAUUUCAAGUGGCUAAUGGGGUUAUUUCUUUAGAAUUUUUCGUAAACUUAGUUUUCAAACAAAAGAGAGCCUUUGAAAAGAUAGAGGUAAAAACGAGAAAUGAAAAUUUUUCUCCCUACUGAAUACUGUGAAUACACUUUGGAGGGUCCGUGGUCAAACAUUGUAAUAUCAAACUUAACUGAUAUGAAACCUUUGAAUACGUUUGGUUUAUAUAUACAGUACUAAUAUGUACAUGUUCAUAUGCUUAUGUAUCACAAUCCCUUGUAAAAAUUGGUGGAGAGAAUGUAACAGUUUAUAUUCUGCUUUAAAAGUGAAUUGACUUUGACUAUGAUGGAAAAUAGCUGUUUUCAACCUUUUAUAAAGUCUCUUCAAGGAAUAUUAGAAUGUGGUGCAAAAAUAAUUCAGGGUUUUAGCAUUGCUGUAGCAUAUGGCAUCUUUUCAAAACUUAGUAUAACUCACAUGCAUUAUCAUCAGUAUUUGAGAGCUGGACCACUGGUUUUUGAUGGAUGCUGUAGCAGAAGACCCAUGAAGGAGAUUGGACAUAUUACUCAGAACAUGAACGCACAACAGUUUAUCCUUGUUCCUGAAAUUGGAAACUGGAAGAGAUCACAGAUGUUUGAAUUGUUCACAAGCAUUUAAAAUAUUAAUAUUUUGAUUAGUAAUAAUUGUAAAGCUGCAAGAUGGCAUCUUGGUGUACUGUGAUGUAUAGAGAUUACUAUCCUUAAGCUACUUUUUACCUUUAAAUAUUUAGAAUAAUUUGCCUGUCCUCCUUCAAAUAUUUUGUGCAUUUUAACAUUAUUAAAGUGGAGUAUAAGAUUACAGAUUCAGUUCUAACCUGAGAAAAAUAGAAAAUUUCUUUGUUCUGUUGGGGGAAUUCAACUCAUCUUUUUCUUAAGAAAUUGUGUUGCUGUUUCUAA